CUACUGGCGAAAACGUUGCCGACGAGGGGACUCGCUUAAGCGUAACGUGCGACUUCAGCCCUUCUUCCCGAUGGUACGCAGGUCCGAAAUUUCUUACUCAGGAGGAACACAUGUGGCCGAGAAAUCCUGUCGUUGACACGUGCGAGGAUGAGGAAGAGCUUCGCUCCCGACUGGUAUUGGUUACCAAUAAGCCGAAUCUGAUGGACUUCUCCAGAUUCUCCUCAUUUACCAAGCUGAAGAGAGUCGUUGCCUGGGUGAUGCGAUUCGUGAGCCGGUGCAGGGAAGGGCCAGGGAAUACAACGCUUUCAGCGGAAUAUGGUCUUUCAGUGGACGAGCUGAACGCAGCUGAACACUUUGUGUGCCGACAAGCUCAACAGAGCCAAUUCGCCAAUGAACUCCAAAUCCUUCAUAAAGGGGCUUCGCUUCCAAGAAACAGCGAGUUGUAUUCACUCUCUGCUUAUGUCGACGAAAAUGGUAUACUUCGCGUCCGUGGACGACUAGACUCCGGAAGCUGGAUACCCUACGAGAUGAAACGUCCAAUAAUACUUCCAAGUAGCCACGCGUGUACUAAGCUUAUGGUCGCCGAUGUCCACGACAAGAUGAUGCACCAAAAUAGCGAGGCAACGAUUUGUCAGAUACGGCAGAAGUUCUGGAUUCCUCGUCUGCGAAGACUUCUCCGAAGCGUAAUUUCGAGGUGCAACGUGUGCAAAAUUAAGAACGCUAAGCCUGUGCAGCCAAUGAUGGGACCGCUGCCGAAGGACCGCCUCACGCCAUAUAAUAGACCAUUUACCUUUACAGGAAUGGAUUACUUUGGACCAGUAAGCGUGACUAUUGGGCGCCGAGUAGAAAAGCGAUGGGUAGCACUCUUUACAUGCCUUACGGUACGUGCUAUCCAUUUGGAGGUUGCAUACGACUUGUCCACGGACGCCUGUAUUUUGGCGAUGCGCAAUUUCAUGAACCGUAGAGGAGUCCCACGGAGAAUACGAUCGGACAACGGCAAGAACUUUAUUGGAGUGGAUAACGAUAUGAGGCGCUUCUCAGACGUUUUUGAUUGUCAGGUGGUUCACACAGAGUUGACAUCAAAGGGCGUGGAGUGGCUAUUCAACUGUCCAGCUAAUCCAUCUGAGGGAGGCGUCUGGGAGCGAAUGGUCCAGUGCGUUAAGCGCGUGCUGAGACACACCAUGAAGGAAGUCGCUCCGAGAGAAUUUACGUUGCAAAGUCUUAUGAUAGAAGCGGAGAACAUAGUUAACUCCCGCCCCCUGACACACCUGCCAAUAUCGCCGGAUCAAGAGGAGCCAUUGACUCCGAAUCAUUUCCUGCUUGGGAGCGCCAACACUGCCCAGACCGGUCACAUCGAUGAACAGCCUGUUAACCUGUGUGCUAUACGGAAACAGUGGCGCAUCGCCAGAGAGCUUCGGAAGAGAUUCUGGAAAAGAUGGGUGGCCGAGUAUCUUCCAACGCUAACCCGCCGAGUUAAGUGGUGUCAUCCUAUGAGAAGUCUGAAAGAGGGAGACUUGGUGUUUAUUUGUGACCCAACCGUAUCCAGGAAAGAUUGGCGCCGAGGUUUGGUAGAGAAGGUGUUCACCGGUUCAGAUGGCGAGGUGAGACGUGCGAAUGUGCGUACGGCCACCGGGCUAACACAAAGGCCUACAUCCAGGCUAGCCAUUCUUGAUGUCUCCAGUGGUGAAUCGUGACGGAUUCACGGGGGUGGGAAUGUUGUGAAACAGGGCCCUUUCAUUAUUCGUGCAACUUUGUUUGCAAUAUAGCAUAUGGCAACUCCGUAGUUUCUUCUUGGCUUGGGUUGACGGUUGACAGCACUGAUUUCAAACUAAAAAGAUAUUCAACCCGAGCAGAAGUGGAAACUGCGAAAUAAACAAGAUACAACAUUGUACGUUCUAUUUCAUUCAUUUCUGCGAGGGCCAGCAACA
Rhagoletis zephyria (snowberry fruit fly) is the source of this 1928-nucleotide messenger RNA. RefSeq lists its product as uncharacterized. The record is from RefSeq and is a predicted model, not a curated record. NCBI's taxonomy places the organism in Eukaryota, Metazoa, Arthropoda, Insecta, Diptera, Tephritidae. Gene Ontology annotation, biological process: DNA integration. Gene Ontology annotation, molecular function: nucleic acid binding.